ACUACGGCUCAGGGAAUUAUCAACAAAGCUCUUAUCAGCAAGGUAGUUAUCAGCAAGGUAGCUAUCAACAGAGUGGGUACCAACAAAGUGGUUAUCAACAAACUGGCUAUCAACAAAACAAUAAUUAUCAACAGAGUGGUCCCAUGCAAGGAAAUACCGGGGGGCAAAGUUAUCAACAAAAUCCUGGAUAUCUGACAAACUCUUAUGCAACACCACAACAGCAACCCUCUUAUGGUCAAAACACUAGCAGUGAUUAUGGGCAAACCAAUAACACCAGUGGAUAUCUUACUUCCGGUACAUAUGGAGUCCCGAAUCAGCAACAACAAACAAACUACGGUCAAUAUAGUCAAUAUACUAAUCAAACACAAGCGACAACAUAUAAUCAAUAUCCAACUCAAACACAGUAUGGCACUUACGGUCAACCUCCCCAAUAUAAUCAAAUAUCUGCUGGGCAGCCCGUUGGUCAAUCUUCUGGACAACCUGUUAUUCAGCAAGUAGGUCAACCAUCUAACCAACAACAAGUUGGUUACUACCAGGCGCAGCAGACCGCCGUAGACCCAAGUAAACUUGGACAGCCAACUGAAGUUAAAUCGGACUCGCAAACAGUCUCAACAGUUCCAAAUUACGGCUACCAACAAUACGGAUAUAAUUAUGGGACCACUCCUGUUGCUACCACUCAAUUUCCUACUGCCGUCAGUGGGCAAACGCAA
This is a messenger RNA of Acaulospora morrowiae, 710 nucleotides long. Lineage: Eukaryota; Fungi; Glomeromycota; Glomeromycetes; Diversisporales; Acaulosporaceae. The record is from the annotation of a GenBank genome assembly.